AUGUCGCAUGAUCCCCGUGUUCUCCUACAGAAGGCCGACAAAGCCCUCUCCAGCGCCUCGGGCGGCUGGAGCUUGUUUGGAGGACGUACGGAAAAAUACGAAAAUGCCGUGGAUCUCUACAAGGAAGCUGGAAAUGCUUUCCGGGCCCAAAACAUGAACAGAGAAGCCGGCCAGGCCUAUGAGAAGGCUGCUUCGAUCGAAGAAAACAAGCCUCUCGAGGAAGUUCUUGAUGCCGCCAACACUCUCCAGGAUGCGUUCAAGGUCUACCGCAAAUCAAUGCCCGAAGAUGCAGCCCGCGUGCUCUCAAAAGCCAUAGGUCACUACUUCUUGCGAAACCCUCGCCGUGCUGCGACUCAGCUACAAAGUUUGGCCGAACUAUACGAGAAAGAGCUUGGGGACGAGAAGAAGGCAUUGGACGCAUACCAGAAGGCAACGGAUUUGUUCGAGAGUGAUAAUUCCGAUGCUCUUGCCAACAGAAACAGAUUGAAGGUGGGAGAACUGGCUGCCAUUAUUGGCGAUUACAAGACGGCCAUCGAGGCUUUCGACACGGCCGCAGAGGUUUCCAAGAGAGACCGUGUUACAUCCUUUUCCACAAAAGACUACUACUUCAAAGCAGGUCUUUGCACUUUCGUUGAAAAUGACGGCCCUGCAAGCCGAAACUUCAUCCGAAACCACGACCCAGAUGGCCAGGCUUCGGAGCAAAAGACAGGAUUUGCGGCAACCAACGAGUUCCGCUUCCUCAGCCAUCUGCUCAACAUCUUGAUCGAGCCGAUGCAAAACCGGAUGCAACACUUUGAUGAUUUGAUGGCCGGUUUCAGGAACACCCUCCUCUUAGACAGUGAUCCUUGGAAGCUUACCAUUCUCGUGCGGAUCAAGAGAAACCUCCCCGAAUCCGCCACGGUUAAUGACGCGUCUGCCCCUGCUGAUGAUUUGGAGGAUGACUUUUCCUAG
Messenger RNA from Penicillium argentinense, 951 nucleotides. It is a transcript of the gene sec17, whose product is annotated as alpha-soluble NSF attachment protein SEC17. The coding region runs from base 1 to 951 and encodes 316 amino acids. Gene Ontology annotation, molecular function: soluble NSF attachment protein activity; syntaxin binding. Gene Ontology annotation, cellular component: SNARE complex; vacuolar membrane. The record is from RefSeq and is a predicted model, not a curated record. The transcript has 5 exons. Gene Ontology annotation, biological process: SNARE complex disassembly; intracellular protein transport. Lineage: Eukaryota; Fungi; Ascomycota; Eurotiomycetes; Eurotiales; Aspergillaceae.